AUGCGGGAGACCAAAGUUUGUUCGUUCGCCCUUCUAAGAUUUGUGUUUUAGACCAAACCAGUUGUUUCCUAUAGUGUUUGGACGACUUUCAAAAAGGCUUUUCAACGGGAAGCAGAAUGGGUUGAGAAGGACGAAUUUCUUGACAUCAUCUAUUGGAUGCGACAGCUAUUUGGAAUACUCACGGGCAUCAUAUGGGGCUUUCUUCCUUUAAAAGGAGCCAUGGCUAUUUCUUUGUUCUUUAUCGUCAAUAUGGCUGCAGUUUAUAUCUAUGCUGCCGUGUUUCAGAGAGUAGAUGAGGAAGAAUAUGGAGGCUUCGGUGAGAUCCUCAAGGAGGGGCUUGUGACUGCCUUCGCCACCUUUAUGAUCGUUUGGAUAAUACUGUUUGAUAUUUUGCAUGGCGGCGGCAGUGUCUGAUAUGUUCUAUUUUCAGCAAAUACAUUUUUUUACUUUUGACUUGCCCUUUUUUCGACAAAAUAAUCGUGGUUCGCCCACCUCAUUUUCUCUCGUUUCGUCGCCGUAUUUUGUUUAACCUGAGUCUUCUAGUAAUUUCGAUAAAUCUUACUCGGGAUAUCUAAAGGGAUGUUUGGCAAUAGUAGUUUUGUUAUCUUCAUAUUCUUACUAAUUUCCGUUAAGGCAUAAAAAGCUGCAUGAUUCUCAAAUAAAAGAACAUUUCUACGUCCUAGUACAUAUGGGUGAGCAGUAAAGUCCAAUCACGUGUCCCCUUAAGUAAAAUCGGUUUUGGACUAUAACUGUUAGUCCUGUACAUGCUUAAAUAGGUAACGCUUGUCGGUAACAACAUGUGUCUUUUGAAACGUUAUUCACCACGGUUGCCUACGAGGAUUGUCAAGAAGACUUAAAAGAAGUAGCCUAUCUCAGCCCUAUAUCUCAGCUUCUCAUGAAAAAAUCGGUGUAAUUAUUAGUCCCUAAAACAUUAGCCAACGACUGACUGCCAAACGAAAAAUUAGAUAUUCACCGACUGUGUCCGUGGAAUGGUUGUCUGAUGGCGAAACAGUACGCUACACGCGUUCUCGUUCUGCCCAUGAGGACGAGAUUGCAACGCUCGGGUUGAUUCUCUCCUUUUGCUAGUCUGCCUCUCAAAAGGGGUCUCUUUUAGUUGAGUCGCUCACGACACCUGCAAAUAUGUUGCCGAUGGGGAUAAAAGUUGGCUAUCACGCAGCCACGUAUUUAACGCCUUGACGUUGCGGCUGACCCCCGCGCCAUGUCCUGUCUGACGUCUGUGGUGAGUCGCUGACUGCGCAGGGAUGUAAGAAUCGCAUGGUGUUUGUAGACGGCACUUCGUGGUCACCAGACUUAAGUAUCCGUCUAGCUCGAGCUCCUGUCAUAGAAUUUCGUAGAAGACUCACGCAAGGGUAUUUGUGUAAGUCGAUAGAGGUAGCGGCUCCGUUUUAGACGUUACAUUACCUUUGGUAUAGGCAGCACCCGACCUUUCUGUGGUCUCAUUUCCCGUUUCCGUACUAAUUGUAACAGUCCGCAGCAUUGCCUUUGUUAUCGGUGCAGCUUUCAUGUAAAUUGUAGUUCAGUAAUCUGCUGACAUCUUUGACAAUUGAAUAGCCCGUGUCUUUGUCAGGCUUGCUUACUAAAACUCCUCGUAGUGCAUGAAGGAUGGGCGAAAACACGGGAUAUACCAUUUGAGUGUAGAAGUUAUGCGAAAAUUCCCCUGGCGGGGCCAGUGACAGUUGCCAUUCGAUUUUUAAUGUUGUUGGUUGCAGUCGACAUAACGUGGAUCCUCAGCAUACUGAUGGAUCAUUUGCCCUCAUGUCAUCCCACUCGCCUUCAGACACUAGGGCUUACAGACUUGGAGUUAGGUAUGACUAACUGGUUUAUAACAGACUGUAAACUGGAAAGAGUAACAAGCGCUGGUCUUUAAAUAGCGUUCUGUUACCCGUCAAUCAUACUUAUUUGAGUAAUUCUUCAACAGUGCAGAGCAAGAUUCUGGCUUUAGGGGUGGUGCAGUUGGAUGUCAGUUUUAACAAAAGACUGCAGUGAACGACGAAGAAUCUUUUAUGGAAAGAACUUCGUCAAUCUUCAUAAAACUAUUGUAAUUCAGCGUACCGGCCUCCUUCAGGACGUUUUAUUAUGUUUUCGAAACCCUAAGGGGUCAUGUAGUAUGUUUUAUUUUCCCAUCCGGCUUUUCGACAAUGUUGCCGCGUUAUUUCUUGUUAGACUAGGCGAAAUUUCGGCUUUACUGCUACCGAUGAGUACAGCGAACGAGGGGACCAUUGAACUGUGGCAUAAUGUCUGAAAUAGCACUGGACUAGCAACUUUCAGAAGAAACGAGCUCAUGGAGAACUCCUUUUUUACCCUACAAGCGAUUAGCCGGAAAUCUAGAAUUAUUACAAGUCAAAUGGUUUUGGGGAAUGUUUUAAUAAUUUACAUUUCUGAUGAACCCUGUAGAUUUAUAUAAAGUAAACCAUAUACUGUCAUUUAUUGUAUAAAAACCACUGCACUGACAUAACACUCACGCCUUAGAGUCUGACUUUAAUCCACGUCAUUACCGUUGUCUUUGUUAUCAGACAGAAAACACCCCCAAGUACCGGAUUUUGACCCAUUCGGUCAUCUCCAAGACCCUUACACAAUUACGCGGGGCUCUGGAUGGCAGCAAAUGCUGGGUUACCGUAUCGGACUGCCGCAUCACCUCCUCCGCCGGUCCGUCACCCAGACCGCUGCUACUCGAAAAGUGCCCCCUCUGUCGCGGUGCCGGGAGGUGUGGCACCGUGGACUGCGCUGGGGUCCCGCUGCCCGUCGAAGGUGUUGAAAAAACUAGAGUCUGUUUUCGUCUUGGACAGGCCCCUGACCUCUUAUCUGGCAGUUUGCGUGGAAUUUUGGAGACCGCGCUGCACUGUGUUACCGUCGGAACAACAGUUCACGUGACAGCCGAGGUCACUGAGUCGCCAGGUGCCAGUCCUGUUGCGUUUACUGUGAGUUGAACAAGCAGGGUUUUCCUAAAAAUAAGUGUUUGUAUGUUUAUAAGAGCAUCGAGUCUUUCGCUAAUUCUACACACUUUUUCCCCCAAAGUUCAAUGCAAAACUUGACCGACUGCUUCUCCAGCCACUCUUCCGCCCAACACCGACGUCUGACGAGGAGACAAGCGGCGAAAAGCGUCGGGAGGAAAAGGAGGCUGUACAAAAACCGCCGCCCUCGAAGGAGGGCCCCGGACCAGAGGGAACCUGGCCAGCAGGUCUUUCGCGUCUCUGGCUAGAGCGCGUCCUUGCUCUGAAGGCUCGUGGCACCUGGCUACUUACUGGACCCCAUGGGGACGCCGCCUCAGGCGACGGUGAACCAACCCCCUCCUUUGAACCCGACCGGCUCGAUGGUGCCUUCCGUUGCUACUCCCGUGCUCUACGUUUUGUCACCCUACUUGGCACCCUCGCUCACUUGCCGACCAAGGAGGGCCCAGACGCCUCGCCGUUGAUGGAGACAGUCGUGGAGGCUCCCGGUGCUGUCCCUGAGGCUGAAUACGCUGACCUCGACAAGCCAACCCUCUGCAUUCAGCCAAUGCCAGACGCAGUCUUCCGGGUGGAUAUGAUUGUCCUUUCAAAACUACAUGUCAGGUUGGUCCUUCGACUGCGUCCCGAUCCCUCAAACUCGAGCAUUAUGUUACUCCCGAUAGCAGAACUAUUAACUAAGAGUCUGAAAAAGACAAAAGGAUGCAUUACCUCUUUUGUUCAUAGGUUACAGCUAGUAGAGGACGACAGCUCAAAAUCUGGCAUAGCACAAUUCGUCAGUGUCGAUUUGUUUUUGACUUAUUGCAUCCUGUUUUCGUCGUUAGAUAAGGCAGUGGGUUGAUCUCAGUAUGUCUGUUGCAGUUGGUCAGCGGAUGUGAAUACACGGCAUCCGAUACAUCAUUUAGACCGACCAAAUCAGACAUAGCCAUGCUUAUAACAAGUACAAACCCGUAAGAAGUAAGAAACGGCCGAAGUUUCCUUUAUCAUUGGGAAUUCGUAUAUGCUCUUCAAAUGUUUCCCUCUAUGCUUCUAAUAUAAGUUAGCCUUCCUUGGGCGUUAGAUACAAAUGCUAGAAGAAUUAAGAUACUUUGCGUCUUGGAGUGCCCCAAAAAUUCUAAAAUUUGGCGAAUAUACAGUUUUUGCCGCAUUCCGCAAGCUUUCUAACUUCUACAGAUGAGGGUUUUUUAGGUGCCUGUUCAGUGAGCAGGUCAAUUGGUCGUUGAAAAGUCCCCUCCGGAUGGUUCAAAAAUGGCUCGGCACCUGUUGAUUUUCAAAGUUAGGACCCUCCUUAGCACAUCAACCUUCAGAAUCCGCCUGAACCCGUCGGUACACUUUUUUCAAAUUGAACGCGGCCGUCUACUAUAUUAAAUUCACAACAUGCCAUCCAAGCCGAAUGUUAGGCUGGACGUGGUUCCGCCGACCAAACCUUCGUACUGCGGCACAUUCAUGAAUUCCGCCCUGGCCACCAGCAUCCGACUACCCAUUUAUUUGUUGACUUUGCCGCCACGUUCAAUUCCGUCCAUCAUGGGUCCUUGUGGCGAAUAGUCAAACUUUUUGGUAUGAUCAGGAUCCGCUAUCGUUUCACCAUUACUUGAGUCCUAACCCACAACAAUCCCUCACGGCCGUUCAGCACUCAGUCUGACACAAAGGCAAGGUUGCAUUCCACUGCCCACUUUUUAAAGUUAUGCCCUUGACUGGAUCCUUGUAAGGGUUGUUUGAGGUUUUAACGUCGUCGAAUCCCCAUCGGAACGCCGGCCGACUGACCUCGGCUAAACCGACGAUAUCGUCUUACCGGCAUCUACUUAUGAUAAACUAAAGACCAUAGCCUUGCAGGCGAAGUGUGUUCUCAAACCAAUAAGUUUUUUGUCGGCCCUGGGAAGGUCGGUGUUUUUUGACUUCAGUUCUGACCAGAGGAGGGCCUUCCUUGGGGUUAAUGCCUGUCAACCUGAAGAAGCGGACACUUUCACACAUGACAUGGUACCGACAAAGACAAGAGGGACCGGAAUGGCCAUUUCUGGCUUAUUAGCCGUCAUCAGCCAGUCAUACCCGACCCCGAAGUGUGGAACACCCGAGGCUCGAACUCGCGACCUGUUAGAAGUCCACGCCUCUAACCACCGGGCCACGAGUCUGUUGCUCUGUCGGUUUCGGUCGGGAAUAUACAAUGGAUCACUUGAGAUUCGAACCCGAGAUCUUUGAUCAUAGAGUUGGACACUCUACCAUUGAGCCACAGGUCCGCUGUCCUGUCGACUGUGAUCGGGAAUAUCAGUCAUCACAGAUGGGUGCUCACCAAUCAAGUUACGGAACGGGCUUCUUCCGUUGCGCCUUGGAGCGACUACUAGUCGCUGUGCGACUGCCUGCGAGGGUUCUAGUAUGAGCUCCAAGGCAGAACGGUACAAGCACGUUCCGUAACCUGAUCGGUGAGUGCCCAUCUGUCUUGACCUUCAAAUAUCUGCAGGCGAAGUUACCGCCAAAUAAACAGUCCGUCAACGCUGCUUGUAGGGUUUCCUAAAAUCUUUGAAAAUGUAUGUGGCUAAUCGUCACCGGUACUCCACGUGUACCGGUCAUCUGGCUUACCAGUCUCUCUGUACGAUUGUAAAUGAUGGGCUGGACUCGUUUAUAACGAGCGAGAAGGGAAGAUAUUUGAUUACUGCCGUCUAAGGAUUAUCCAUCGAAAAAAGUUAGUCGACUUCAUCUCCAAUUAAGCAGUCCGUACUCAUAGCUGUAACCACAGUCCGUCACGCAUGAGGUUAGUGUUUAGUUUAGUUUUAGUCCGACGCCGCUGCCCUCUUAAAUGAUGCGAAAAGGAGGUUAACUCAGCCUUAUUCAACGAGGUCCGUCAAGACUUGGGGGUUCGUAAUGAGCCUUUGGUAUUCACUGUCGGAGUAGAGAGUAGGCCGAACUCCCCAGAUCUGAGACUGUAGACCGUUGCGAGUGGAAGUAUGCAACCCACGAUCUCAUCAUGGCCAUUUAGAUCGGGCAUGUACGUAGCCGCGCCAAAUGAGUGAAUAUACCGAAGAAUGGAGUUGAUCCCGUUAUUUCAAUCCAGAGUGGACACUUUAUCAACGUGUAGGCCUGAAUUGUUUUCUGUAUCGCUCAAAAAAAUUUGUCGCGGCAGUAAAGCGUCUGCCUUUGUGGUACUUUUGUCCAGAUGUGUGGGGGGUUGUUUCUGUGGUUUUUAGCAGCGCAUAUACCGCUAAGGCCAACCUUGUAUUCAAAUAAAACCACACUACUAACCCAUAUUAUCGCCCCUUCUGCCACUCUGUACACACUUUCCCCACCCUUUCUAGCCUCCUCUCAAACAUGGCUCUUUGUCAGCUGAAAGCUGGCUCGAACGCGUUUGCGGUGAAACAGUGCACUGCAGCACUCGACUUGGUGCCGUCCGAUGAGCAGCUUCUGGGCGAAAAGGAGGGUGAUCAGACUGACGGUAUAACCAUCCGUGACGUUGAGAAAGUACUCUUCCGACGGGGCUCAGCCUAUGCUGCCUCCGACCUCCUAGACGAGGCUCACGACGAUCUGACUCGCCUGCUCAAAAUGAACCCAGCUAAUCAGCCAGCCAAGCGUCUGCUAGAGGAUGUACAGCGUCGACUAGCCUCUGUGCAUAAUCUGAUGGCAGAGCGUCUCCGUCGUGCGCUUUGA
This is a messenger RNA of Spirometra erinaceieuropaei, 6602 nucleotides long. The record is from the annotation of a GenBank genome assembly. Lineage: Eukaryota; Metazoa; Platyhelminthes; Cestoda; Diphyllobothriidea; Diphyllobothriidae.